AGUUUCCUAAGCUCUUUCUGUUUAGCCCCUUCCCACCUAAAGGAGAAAAGAGCUUCACGUACGUACACCAACAAUGGCACUUCUAACUGCUCUUCACAUGGCCUCUGUCUUUGGCAUUCUAGGCAACAUCGUCUCAUUUAUGGUGUUCUUGGCACCAGUGCCAACAUUCUACAAGAUAUACAAGAAGAAAUCAACACAAGGAUUCCAGGCCAUACCCUAUUCAGUUGCACUUUUCAGUGCCGUGCUGCUUUUGUACUACGCAUUUCUAAAGAAGAGCAAUGGGCUUAUGAUAAUUACUAUCAACUCCAUUGGAUGUGCCAUUGAAGCCACCUAUCUCACUAUCUUCAUCAUCUAUGCAACAAAGGAGUCCAAGAUAUAUACGACGAAGCUGCUACUAUUGUUCAACGUAGGAGCAUGCGGUUUGAUCAUGCUCGGCACAUCCCUCUUCUCGAAAGGGGAUACGAGAAUCUCAGUCGUCGGUUGGAUUUGUGCAGUUUUUUCUGUCUGCACUUUUGUUGCCCCUCUUAGCAUCAUGAGACUGGUCAUAAAGACUAAGAGCGUCGAGUACAUGCCAUUCGCGCUCUCGUUUUUCCUCACGCUCUGCGCUGUCAUGUGGUUCUUUUACGGCUUUUUGAUACACGACUAUUUCAUUGCAACGCCGAACAUUCUCGGAUUUACCUUUGGAGUUGUACAAAUGGUGUUAUACCUUAUCUACAACAAGAAAACACAGGCUUUGCCGGAAACUAAGGUGCUGGACUUGACCAUUGCAAUGGAGAUGAAGGUGGAAUUCAAUGAAAAACAAAACGGAGAAGACAAGGCAAUAUUAGACUUGAGUGCCAUAAUAUUGGAAAUAGAGGAACUCAAGGAAAAGCAAAACGGAGAAGACAAAGGAAAUAAGCCGAUCGAACAGAGCGAAUCAAACGUGUGAUAAAAAAAAAAAAAAGGGAUACAAGGCAUGGGGUUCGAUUAAAAAGUGAUCAAAACCAGUUUGCAAACUGAUGGGGAAACAAGAAACCAAGAGGCUUGUAUUUGCAAUUGAAUUGUGAAGAAAGAGAUAGCUAGGGGGGUUAUUGGGUUAAUAAUAAAAAUUGUUGUACUGCUUUUAAUAUUUUUUGUUUUUGCUUUUGUUUUUUCCUGAUUAGGAAAAAAAAGAAUUGUUUCAAUGGUGGCUUGGAAAGUGUAAAAGGCCAAAAAUGCGAAUGGUAACUGAAUAAUACUACUGAGUGAAGAUACCGUCUCUGCUUGUUAAUUUGAAAAUAACAUAUAUAAUAGACAAAAUUAUAUUUAGUGAUCUUAAAAGUA
Messenger RNA from Rhododendron vialii, 1302 nucleotides. RefSeq names its product bidirectional sugar transporter NEC1-like. Gene Ontology annotation, cellular component: membrane. NCBI's taxonomy places the organism in Eukaryota, Viridiplantae, Streptophyta, Magnoliopsida, Ericales, Ericaceae. Gene Ontology annotation, molecular function: sugar transmembrane transporter activity. The record is from RefSeq and is a predicted model, not a curated record. The transcript has 6 exons. Gene Ontology annotation, biological process: carbohydrate transport. The coding region runs from base 74 to 928 and encodes 284 amino acids.